Paramisgurnus dabryanus is the source of this 768-nucleotide messenger RNA. The record is from RefSeq and is a predicted model, not a curated record. Lineage: Eukaryota; Metazoa; Chordata; Actinopteri; Cypriniformes; Cobitidae.
AUGGGGAAAGGGGCAAUUAAAACUAGCUUCCUCUCUGCCUUCCAGGCAGACCACAGCACGGAAAAGUGGCAGAAAGGGGAAGAGGGCAACGGGGGUUCCAGGGGCUGCUGCGGCUUCGACUGGGACACGAAGACUCGUUUAACCUGGACUAGGAUCGUCCUCACCGGUCGGUUUGCUGAUAGCUCUUGUUCAUUUCCUGACAAGAAGCUUCAAGUGGACUUAAGGGCUACAGAACCUCCUGUUUUGCUGGAUGCUAAUUGGAACGAAAUAAUGGAUUCUGAGGGGACACGUGGUUCUCCAUAUUGGAGACAAAACUCCAGAAAAAUUAAUGCAAUGCUCAUUAGUCAGUUUGCCAAGCUUCAUCAUCGCCAAAAAAGGAUGAGGGAAGAAGAUUCUGGAUUAAGGGAUAUUUUGGAUAAGAUUGAGGAGGUUUUGGAGGCAUCGCAUGGUCUAGAGGGUGUUGCUGCUACACUUCGAGAGCUCACCACACUGGCCACAAGGGACAGAAACCAAGUCAACACACAGCAGGCAUUGCAUCUCAAACAGGCUUUUACCUGCCUUGUUUGUAGAGACAUCAUCAGUGAACCUGUGCUGUCUGAGUGUUGCCGGAGCCUUGUUGGCUGUAGAGGUUGCAUAGAACAGUGGGCAUCAACUUCAAACCAGUGCGUGAAGUGCAGGUCUGAGUUCUCUAUGAACAACAUCAUCAGGGUAGCUGGUCUGUCAGCUGUUUUAGAUGUUGUGAAAGAGCUUGAAAGUAGAAGUGUAUAA